UUUUCUUUCUGUAAACGAGCGACUUCUUCGUGACACACAUUACUGUCACAUUGAUUUAUUACUGGUUGACCGGGAAGUCUUGACUGCCGUACGAUGGCAGCCACGCUGACUAAGCCGAAACAGUCGCGUUGGGCAGUGGGCUCAGUGGAUGUUUGUGCCUUGGCGGGCUGGGCGGAACCUUUGUAUAUUAGUUGCUCGUCGGAGAGGAGCACACGUUUGUCAUCGACCCGACCCUCUGGUUAGGCAAAAUAGCCGUGCUGCUUUCACUGUCAACUCGCGGCCUCGUGAAGAUUGAAUGAGCUUCCAAUGUCCCUACACUUUUAAAUAACGCCUGAAGGCAGCCAAGCAGUUCCUGACAGCUGAACUGUCGAGGACAACCGAUGACAACCUUUUUUGACGAAAUAAACCGUGUUGGUCGUCUACACACAUUUUGUGGAAAUGAUUUCCGAGCUGUCCAACCCCUCAGUGUUGAUGAGGGACCCUCAGAAAGUUGAGGAGACUCUCCAGUCCAUGCUGAAGGCUGGAUCCAACACAUUACAGGUUAUUUCAGACUUUGACAUGACCUUAACAAGAUUUGCAUACAAGGGUAAAAGGUGUCCCACCUGUCAUAAUAUUCUCGACAACAGCGAACUCAUUUCACAAGAAUGCAAAGAAAAGUUAAAGGAGUUGUUGAACACAUACUAUCCCAUCGAGAUCGACUCUUUGCGAUCAAUAGAUGAGAAGUUGCCGCUCAUGGUGGAGUGGUGGACCAAAGCUCACGAGCUGCUAGUGCAGCAGAAGAUCAGGAAGGAGCUGCUGGCUGUGGUGGUGAGAAAAUCUGACGCCAUGCUCAGAGAAGGCUUCCAGCUGUUCUUCGACCACCUGAAUGAGCACAGCAUUCCACUGCUCAUCUUCUCAGCUGGCAUCGGCGACAUCCUGGAGGAGGUGAUCCGCCAGGCCGGAGUCUUCUACUCCAACGUCAAGGUCUUCUCCAACUACAUGGACUUUGACGAGGCUGGUGUGCUGAGGGCCUUCAAGGGGGAGUUGAUCCAUAUCUACAACAAAAGGGAAGGUGCUCUGCUCAACACGGGUCAUUUCCAGGAGCUCCGUGCCCGACCCAACGUUCUUCUGCUGGGUGACUCUCUGGGUGACCUGACCAUGGCUGACGGCGUGCACAACAUCGAGAACGUCCUCAAGAUCGGCUUCCUCAACGACAAGGUGGAGGAAAGGAAGCAGUCGUAUUUGGACUCUUAUGACAUCGUGUUGGUCAACGACGAGACCCUGGACGUCCCCAAUGCUGUGCUGCUCUACCUCACCGGAAACAAGUGAAAGCUGAGUCGCCGUCACGCCUUGUUUUUAAAAGCAUGGACACUGAAUGAUCUCCGCUGCAGGAAGUACUAGACAAAAGUUUAAGUAGGAAAUCUUUGUUUGUUUUACUAAAAAAAAAAAAAGCGAUGCUGCGUACAUGACUACUCAGCAGGACCAAACAUAUGUACGACAUUUUUGCACUCCCAUACUGUACUUGCAGCCUCCAACACCAUGCCAAUAUGUUCUAAUCCUCCAUGUUCUACUGACUAACAAGGUGCUACUAAACGUUCAAGCGCACAAUACAAAACUAUUUCAGACUUUGUGGCACGUCACAUUUGUUUACUGCUUUUUAUAGUCAAUCACUAAGUGUAAUAUUUCACUAUCUUUGUUCAAACUUUAAAAGAAAUAAAAAAGUGUUCACCGUU
Messenger RNA from Nerophis ophidion (straightnose pipefish), 1712 nucleotides. RefSeq names its product cytosolic 5'-nucleotidase 3-like. Gene Ontology annotation, molecular function: magnesium ion binding; 5'-nucleotidase activity. Gene Ontology annotation, cellular component: cytoplasm. The record is from RefSeq and is a predicted model, not a curated record. The transcript has 10 exons. Bases 439 to 1308 code for a protein of 289 amino acids. NCBI's taxonomy places the organism in Eukaryota, Metazoa, Chordata, Actinopteri, Syngnathiformes, Syngnathidae.